AUUUUAAACGGAAAUUCGUGGACUUAGAACAUAACGCCGUAACGAGUGUUUUGUUUAUCACCGUGUAGUUGCACAACAGAGAUAACAGAACAGCGUACCUUCGUAGGAGUAUGUUUUAGAACAAAGACAUAUCUUGCCGAGUUCACUAUCAUUUACUUUGAGCUCCUGGUUCCUGAUCCAUCACUUUAUUUUUAAGAGACGAGUAUUGUUGUGACAACAGAAUAAGAUGUGGAAUUCAAAACGUUUGGUAUUCUUGAGUGUUGUCGUCAGCGUAACGGUUAUACGUUUUUACAACGCAGAAACAUUGCAAUGUGACAAUUCAAUACAUAACUGCAAAAUUGUUUGCUUGAGCGAUAAUAUUGAAAAUGACAUCAAGCUUGAAUGUUCUCUCUUGCCAAGGUUUAAUAAUUCUUUACUUGAAAUCUUCAACUACAAUUUAAAAUUGGUUGAGUUGCAAAUCCGAAAUUCCGACUUAAGAGAGAUAAAACAUUUUGCAAAUGUACAACUUGAAGACCUCAGGUCGAUGAGUUUCUUCGCUUCAAAUAUUGACCAAGAAGCUUUAAGUGCAAUUCUCAUGUCAACUCCUAAUCUGAAACAUCUUAUUUUGGAAGAAGAAAACCUUCAGCAAGUGAAAAGUGCAAACUUUCCAGAAGCAUUUGGAGAAACGUUAGAAACCUUGGUGUUGAACAAUGAUAAUAUAAAUGAAAUUGAGAUAUCUGCAUUCGAAGCUUUCAAAGGAAGCUUAAAAACAUUAGAGCUUCGUGGAAACAAACUUGUCAACAUCCCAGAAGCCAUAUAUGGAUCGAAGGUUCUGGAAUUGCUUGACCUUAACAACAACAACAAAAUUAAGUCAGUCUCGAACAAGGACGUUAAUACACUGAAAACCUUGGAUAAUUUGAAAACUUUAAGAAUGAAUGAUUUGGAGUGUGAGUGCGAGAUUGAAAAGGGGUCAUUCUUUCAAUGGGUUGUACAGAAGAAGAGUUUGGAAGUGGAAUGCGCCAGCCCAAAGAAAUUAAAAUUUAAGAAACUUGACCAACUCACUAAGAAAGAUUUGUGUGAUAGUGCAGCCAGUGCCAACGCUAUGGCGUCUCUGGUUGUGAGUGUUUUGAUAACGGUGAAGCUUCUUAACUAAUACUGCGUAGUAGAUGAUUACCACAGAACUUGCGUUGUGACUACCUACUUCCAAAAACACUCAUUUUAGGCUUAAAAAAUUCGCCAACUUCUGUACAAUACAUUUUAUAAGAAUUGUGUCACACAAAUACAAAUGUGGAAUAUAUUCUGAAGAAAAGCAAGAAUUACUAUCUUUCUUGAAUAAA
Molecule: messenger RNA, 1316 nt
Organism: Limulus polyphemus (Atlantic horseshoe crab)
Lineage: Eukaryota; Metazoa; Arthropoda; Merostomata; Xiphosura; Limulidae
Product: SLIT and NTRK-like protein 2
Exons: 3
Coding region: 227-1132 (301 amino acids)
Molecular function (GO): protein binding
Source: RefSeq, a predicted model, not a curated record